This is a messenger RNA of Podospora pseudocomata, 975 nucleotides long. It is a transcript of the gene TIF11, whose product is annotated as Translation initiation factor 1A. Gene Ontology annotation, molecular function: translation initiation factor activity; RNA binding. NCBI's taxonomy places the organism in Eukaryota, Fungi, Ascomycota, Sordariomycetes, Sordariales, Podosporaceae. The transcript has 4 exons. The coding region runs from base 200 to 673 and encodes 157 amino acids. The record is from RefSeq and is a predicted model, not a curated record. Gene Ontology annotation, cellular component: cytoplasm. Gene Ontology annotation, biological process: translational initiation.
GGCAAACUGAAAAACAAGGUCUAUUGGUAUAAACCGCCUGCCACUGCCCCUCUCUCCUACCUACCCAGCGCUUCCCUUCACACCCAAAAGCAUCCCAAAAACAACCAGAAAGUUCUUGCAUCGCCGAGAACUCGACCGCAACACCCAAUACCCCCAUCCCAUAUCGAGUCGUCCAGCCUAAGCGCUUAAAACAGCCAACAUGCCCAAGAACAAGGGAAAGGGAGGCAAAAACAGACGUAGAGGAAAGAACGAGAACGACAAUGAGAAGCGCGAACUCACAUUCAAGGAGGACGGGCAAGAAUACGCCCAGGUCCUGAAGAUGUUGGGCAACGGCAGACUCGAGGCCAUGUGCUUCGACGGUGUCAAGCGUCUCGGUCUCAUCCGCGGCAAGCUCAGGAAAAAGAUCUGGAUCAACAACGGCGACAUCAUCCUCGUCUCGCUCCGCGAGUACCAGGAUGAGAAGGGUGACGUUAUCCUCAAGUACUCCGCUGACGAGGCUCGUUCUCUCAAGGCCUACGGCGAGCUCCCAGACACCGCCAAGAUCAACGAGACCGACACCUUCGGCCCCGGCGAGGAUGGCGACUGCGGCUUCGAGUUCGACGAGGACCGUGACAGCGACGACGAGGGCGGCGCUGCGGGCGCCAGCAAGGAUAUCGAGAUUGAUGACAUUUGAGAAACCUCAGCCGAGAAAUCUCGCCAGAUAUCAGCGCAAACGUCACGUAGCAUUUCACACUCUGCGGCGGGGCGCACCCUUUCCUACUUUUUGGUCUCAAAAGGGUCGGGGAAGCACAAAACUGUCUUCUCUCUCAAACCUUGGUUCGUUGGUAACGCAAGCCAAGGUCCCCGACAGUUGGUGUUAGUCCUGUUGCAAAGUGUGGAAAAGUUGUUGAUAGCGGAGGAGAGGGGUGGGAGGGGAGAUGGCUCCGUGAUGGGAGAGACGUCAUGGGCUGGAUCCUUCUCGAGUAAUGGAUUUGA